Sardina pilchardus (European sardine) is the source of this 1138-nucleotide messenger RNA. RefSeq names its product glutamine amidotransferase class 1 domain containing 3 (gene gatd3). The record is from RefSeq and is a predicted model, not a curated record. NCBI's taxonomy places the organism in Eukaryota, Metazoa, Chordata, Actinopteri, Clupeiformes, Clupeidae. The coding region runs from base 101 to 883 and encodes 260 amino acids. Gene Ontology annotation, cellular component: mitochondrion. The transcript is spliced from 7 exons.
GGCGAGACAGACAGCCUGACUGACUGACCUGACGUAGAAGUUGCCCGUGUUAGCACGCUUAACUUCUCCAAGAACUGCUGCCCGCAGCUCUCACUCCAGAAUGUUUGCAAUACGAUCUGUUGUCACCAAAUCGUAUCCUUUCUGGGUAAAACCGCAAGUUGCAGGCGCGGGGUUUAUUCACACGACCACCAACUUGUCUGGAGCUAAAGUUGCUGUUGUGCUCUCAGGAUGUGGCGUGUAUGAUGGCACGGAGAUCCACGAGGCAUCAGCAAUCCUGGUGCACCUGAGCAGAGGAGGGGCUGAGGUGCAGAUGUAUGCGCCAGAUGUGCCGCAGAUGCACGUCAUUGACCAUGGCAAAGGCCAGCCCAUGGAGAACCAGUCCAGGAAUGUGCUGUCAGAGUCGGCGCGCAUUGCCCGUGGUAAUAUAGUCGACGUAGCCAAACUGAGUGCCAGUAACCAUGACGCUGUCAUUUUCCCGGGAGGCUUCGGGGCAGCCAAGAAUUUGUCCACGUUUGCUGUGGAUGGGACAGACUGCAAAGUGAACGGUGAAGUGGAGCGUGUUUUGAAAGACUUCCACAAAGCUGGAAAACCUAUUGGGUUGUGCUGCAUCUCCCCUGUGUUGGCAGCCAAGGUUCUCCCCGGAGUGGAGGUGACCGUGGGUCACGAGGAAGAGGAGGGAGGGAAGUGGCCCUAUGCGGGCACUGCUCAAGCCAUCAAAGCCCUGGGUGCCAAGCACUGCGUCAAGGAUGUCACCGAGGCGCAUGUUGACCGGAAAAACAAAGUGGUGACCUCACCAGCCUACAUGUGCGAGACGAAGCUGCACCUGAUCUUUGAUGGAAUUGGAGCCAUGGUGAAGGACGUCCUGAAGCUCAGUGGGAAGUGAUGUCAACGCUGAGCAACUGGUGUCUUCCACCUGCGACAUAUUUGGUAUCUUAGGCCAAAAUAUUUUCAUGCCAGUUCCUCCUUGACGAGGGUCAAAUUUAUACAACUAGUGAAUCUAGUUAAAUCAUGGCAGUAUAAUACCUUGGCUGUAGAUGCUUGAGAAACACUUUAUUGCAAACAGGAUUUUAUCAUCACUUUAUGGUUUGUUGUGGCAAGGAUAUCCCCUUGACAUUCAUUAAAAACUCAUUUAAUUCUG